Scaptodrosophila lebanonensis is the source of this 1225-nucleotide messenger RNA. It is a transcript of the gene nudC, whose product is annotated as nuclear migration protein nudC. Gene Ontology annotation, biological process: protein folding. NCBI's taxonomy places the organism in Eukaryota, Metazoa, Arthropoda, Insecta, Diptera, Drosophilidae. The coding region runs from base 76 to 1077 and encodes 333 amino acids. The record is from RefSeq and is a predicted model, not a curated record. The transcript is spliced from 6 exons. Gene Ontology annotation, cellular component: cytoplasm.
CCUACGAGUUUCGUCUGAACGUUCUGGAAUAAACACUAAUAAUUUAACAAAUAUAUUUCCACAACUGCUGUUAAAAUGUCUGUGGAAGAGCAAUACGACAAUAUCCUGCUGGCAAUGGCCGAAAAGCAUCGUGGAGGCGUGCCUGACUUUCUGCACACGCUGGCAAGCUUCUUGCGCCGGAAAACCGAUUUCUUCACGGGCGCCAAGCAGUCCGAAUGGGAAAAAAUGGUUCUGGAUGUGUUCCGUAAAGAGGCAAAAGUGGCUAUGGCCGAUCAUGAUGAGAAGAUGAGGGCGCGUGAGGCGGCAAAGAAAUUGAAGGAGGAGAAGGAACGUGCUGAACGCACUGCACGCCAAAAGGAAAUGAGUGAGAAUAAAAUAUGUGAUAUAACAGACGAGGAAGCUGCUGCCAUUAUCAAAGAACAGGAGGACAAGAAACGACAGGCAUUGCUGGAUGGGGCUGCCGGCGAUGCAACAGUAGUUUCAGCAGUCGACGAAGAUAUUUCAAAACCCAUUGAGAAAGUGGAUGAUGAAUCCGAAAAGAGUGAGGUUGGCAAAUUGCAGCCCAAUGCCGGUAAUGGCUGUACUUUGGACAAAUACAUAUGGACACAAACACUGCAGGAGGUUGAGCUCAAAAUCCCCUUCAAUGUAACAUUCGCUUUGCGUGCCCGCGACAUGGUGGUCAGCAUUGGCAAGAAGUCGCUGAAAGUGGGCCUUAAAGGUCAAGAGCCCAUUAUUGACGGCGAGCUCUGUGCUGAGGUGAAGCAGGAUGAGUCCGUCUGGGUGCUGCAAGAUAGCAAAACGUUGCUCAUUACGCUGGAAAAGGUCAACAAAAUGAAUUGGUGGAGUCGUCUAGUGACCAGCGAUCCUGAAAUCUCCACACGCAAAAUAAAUCCAGAGCCCUCCAAGCUGUCCGAUUUGGAUGGCGAGACCCGCAGCAUGGUCGAGAAAAUGAUGUUCGAUCAGCGUCAAAAGGAAAUGGGUCUGCCCACCAGUGAUGAUCGCAAAAAGCAGGACAUACUCGAAAAAUUCAAGCAACAGCAUCCGGAAAUGGACUUCUCCAAAUGCAAAUUCAAUUAGUGGCAGAGUUAAGUGCCAGACAAGUUUCCUUCAGCAUUUAAUUAAGUUUUGGCUUUGAAUCUACACGCCGCACUUUAAUCAUUUAUUUUACACAUUUGAAAUGUAUUGAAUAAAAGAAAUAAUAAUAAUAACAAUAUUAUGGAAUAUA